Gossypium arboreum is the source of this 780-nucleotide messenger RNA. RefSeq lists its product as uncharacterized. Bases 1 to 780 code for a protein of 259 amino acids. NCBI's taxonomy places the organism in Eukaryota, Viridiplantae, Streptophyta, Magnoliopsida, Malvales, Malvaceae. The transcript has a single exon. The record is from RefSeq and is a predicted model, not a curated record.
AUGGGAGAAAACAUUGCUCAUAUUUAUCGUCAUCAAAACCAAGCCGAAGAGCAAGACGAAGAAGCACUUUCUCUUUGCAACUUUCCUUUAGAUGUUACCAAAACCAGCUCAGAAAAUUAUCACUUGGGCAAAGUGUCUGCCCUGCAGGGCUUAUCUAGAAGAUCAUCAUCUGAUGCUGGCCCUGAACUCUUCGAGUUUCUCAGCGAUCUUAGCUCCGAGAUGUGCCCAGCUGACGACAUAAUCUUUUGCGGCAAACUCAUUCCUUUGAAUGAGCAAUCCAUUCCCUUUCAAACACGGAAAGAUUGCUCUUUCGAAGAAGAUAGAGAAAACCAUGUUUUACGCAAACGAUCCGAGUCACUCUCCGAGUUACGUAGCGACUCCAUAACUCGAACCGGCAGCACCAAAGAGUACACUAAGCUUCUUAGGAACAGUCGUUCCUUGGACUAUAAAAAGCUUCGCCGUUAUGACAUGGUUAGAAAUCCUUCAACAAGAAGUUCCGGAAAAUCCGAAGUUCCUACGAAAAAACUUAUUAAGCGGAAGUGGUUUGUUUUCAUGUUUGGAAUGGUUAAGUUUCCACCGGAAAUGGAGCUUAAAGAUAUCAAAAUCCGACAGUGCCGUCGGAAUCCAUCGAUUAUGUUUCCAUCAGCGGAAGGUGGCGGUAAAAAACAUUCUGGUAACCGGAGCUCAGGCAAGGGUUCUUGGAGUUUGUUAAAAGCGUUAAGUUGCAGAGAUCAUAGAAGUGUCGCAGUAGCGGCAUCAUUGUGGAUGCCUCAAGCCUAA